UGCGCAUGAAGGAGUCGCAGUCGCUUCUGUGCUGAGUUUUUGUUGACAAGUGAAGUUGGCUACAAGAAAUCGCGUGCUUCGGUUCGUGCUUUAUUUCAAGACCGGCUCUGUACUUUAAGAGAAGGCAAAGAAUCUCUUGAGAUAAUAUCAUCGCACCACCAUGGCGAUGCCAUUCAAAGUGAAUCGGAGUGUGUCUAUGGAUGAUGCCGAGCGGGAGUUUUGCUGCCGUCUCGUCUGCCUUUUGGUCUGUCUCCAUUACCUAAGAAGACUGCAGCAUCGUGCGACCAUCGCUGGGCGCCGCCGGAACUUUCUUCUAAGAGCCCUGAAAACGGUGUCCUUAUUGGACGAGGAGGAUGUGACUCGGCAGAUUCGGACACUGAUCACGUACCUUGCGGAACUUCCCGAUGUUCCGGCACUUGAGGUGCCUGGGCUGACGAACGACGAGUGUCCCGCAGACAGCCACCAGUGCACGCCUCUGGCCGUCUCUCCCGCCGUCGACGUGGAGGAAGAGUCCGAGACUGUAGCGGCAACUGAAACUCCCACAUUGUGGGCUGGUUCCUCGGUGGACAUUCAACCGUCCCUCUCUCCUCAACGUCAUGGGACCGACGAGAAGUGUCUGGUGGGAAGCCCUCAUUCCGAACUUGUGGCCGUCUCUUCCACCAUAUAUGUUGACGAAGAGCCCGAGACGGUUUCGUCGACUGAUAGUCCUACAUUGUGUGUCGAGGCCUCGGUGGAUACGACUGAGCCGUCGUCCGUCCCGCAACGUCACGCGGCCCAGGAGACGGUGAGAAAAAGCAACAUUUUCUGGAUUACAAGGCGACCGUAA
Messenger RNA from Ixodes scapularis (black-legged tick), 826 nucleotides. RefSeq lists its product as uncharacterized. The coding region runs from base 161 to 826 and encodes 221 amino acids. The record is from RefSeq and is a predicted model, not a curated record. Lineage: Eukaryota; Metazoa; Arthropoda; Arachnida; Ixodida; Ixodidae. The transcript has 5 exons.